This is a messenger RNA of Hemiscyllium ocellatum (epaulette shark), 2427 nucleotides long. It is a transcript of the gene ist1, whose product is annotated as IST1 factor associated with ESCRT-III. The transcript has 10 exons. Lineage: Eukaryota; Metazoa; Chordata; Chondrichthyes; Orectolobiformes; Hemiscylliidae. The record is from RefSeq and is a predicted model, not a curated record. Bases 116 to 1222 code for a protein of 368 amino acids. Gene Ontology annotation, biological process: protein transport.
CUGACAUCACCGAAACACACCAGGUGACCGCUGACGUCAUCGAGACACCAUCAGGUGACCGGAAACGUGACGGAGGCUCUGUCGGUGGUGUAUUGUGAGAUUUCAAAGUCCAGUUAUGCUGCGAUCAGGAUUUAGACCUGAACGGUUGCGGGUCAACUUACGGCUUGUUAUCAAUAGGCUCAAGCUAUUGGAGAAAAAGAAAACUGAGUUAGCACAGAAAGCCAGGAAAGAAAUUGCAGAUUAUCUUGCAGCUGGAAAAGAUGAAAGGGCCCGAAUCCGUGUUGAGCACAUCAUUCGAGAGGAUUACUUGGUGGAAGCAAUGGAAAUUCUGGAACUGUACUGUGAUUUGUUGCUUGCACGCUUUGGCAUGAUCCAAUCAAUGAAGGAACUUGACACAGGCCUCAGUGAAUCUAUUUCCACUCUGAUUUGGGCUGCUCCACGUCUUCAGAAUGAAGUUGCUGAAUUGAGAGUUGUCUCCGAUCAGCUGUGUGCCAAGUACAGCAAGGAGUAUGGAAAACUUUGCAGAACAAACCAAAUAGGGACUGUGAAUGAGAGGCUAAUGCUCAAACUAAGUGUUGAGGCACCACCUAAAAUCCUUGUGGAGAGAUACUUAAUCGAGAUAGCAAAGAACUAUAAUGUUCCAUAUGAGCCUGAUGCUGUUGUCAUGGGUGAAGUCCCAGUAGGAGUGGAAGCAGAUUUGAUUGAUGUGGAUAAUGGUGAUAAAAAGGGUGGCCCUGGUGGGAGAGGUGGUGGAGGAUUUACAGCACCUACUGUAGACAGUAUGCCAAUGCCUAUGCCAAUGCCAACACCAUCUGUACCAUUUUCAUACCCACCAAGGAAAGGGCCAGUAGAUAACAAUCUACCAGUGGACACUUACCAGCCAUUCAACAACUUCCAGCCACCUAACAUGGGGGGUAACCCACCCCCAAUACCAACACAACCACCAACAUAUGAAUCUAUAGAUGAUGUUAGCAGUACUGACACUUGUUUGCCUUCUCCCAAGCUUCCUGGUCCUUCCGUCCCAAUACCGGCACCUCGACAGUUGCCAGGACCUGCUUCUACUCCAAGCAACUUUAUUUAUGAUAGCGUGAUAAUACCCGAAUUGCCUUCUGUGCCUGACACCCUACCAACAGCAUCUAUUGGUGGCACUUCCACAGCCUCAGAAGAUAUUGAUUUUGAUGAUCUGUCUCGUAGAUUUGAGGACUUGAAGAAGAAAACUUAGUUUACUGAUCAAGAAUGUUGUACUUUAAUUUUCAUGGAGCAAUUCUAAACUCACUGGUUUAUCUCUACAAGAAACUGUAAGGCUUUAUAAUGAACCAGAUGCUAUGUAUGCUGGUAUAUUAACACUCCUCCCUUAAAAUAUUAUUUGAAUUUCUCUUGAUAGUUGGUAUACUGUACUUUCAGACAAUAUUCUAAUCCUGUCCCUGGUUAUAUUUAUGGGGAAGGGAAUUCUGGCAAAACAUAGGGUUAAUGGUUGAACAUGGAUUCAAAUGCAAUUUUGGCUCAUGAAUAUUCUAAUUUGAAUCUAAUUUUCUUUCUCAAUGCUCCAAAUAAUCAGGGAUGACCGUUGGAGUUGAAAGAAUAAACAGUAUGUUACAUAGUGAGAUUGCAUGUGAUUUGAGACUAAUGUAAGGGAAAUAGCUGCCUUGACAAAAUUGUCAGUAACAUUUGGUAAAAGGGUAAAUUGUUUUCAAACAAUCAUUGGUCACGUAUCUUGUGUAUUCCAAAAACAGUAACAUACACCUUCCUAUUCACAGAUGGAAAAUUCCUAUAUUAUUUAAAAUCUAAUUUAAAACUCAUCUGUAAUAAAGCAUCUGUAACUUGUCAUGAUUCAUUCAUAUUAGAAUAAAAUUUUUGAACUUCUAGUGUAGCAAAUGGUAUGCUUGGUAUACUUAUUAGUGAUUACCAAGAAUGCUUGAAAGAUGUCUACAUGUCAACUUUAAGAGCAUACCAAUUGAAGCUGUUAAUACAGUUUUCUUUCAAUAGAAAGCAUAAAAAAAAUGAACUUUUAUGUUGCAGUUUUAAAAUUAUGAUCUAGGUAGUUGGGGGAUGGUGAUGAUGAAAAUCUUAAACAAUAGCUUACUCACAAGUCACUUCAAUGCUGUGGGAAUUCCAUCUUAUUUUUAACAAUGACAUAUGCAUUGCUUAUAUAUGGCAUAAAUACCAACAGAAAAUGGAACAAUCAAAUCAGUGAGUUUUUGUGUGCUUGUUGGAUUCCAUAUACUUAAUAUGUAAAAUUCUUUUCUCGAGAAGAUUGUUAGCAUAAAGUAGUCGUCUAACAGUUUUGUUGUAGAAGACGACAUCUUGCUUCACUGUACAGCCAAAAGGAUGGAUGGAUUCUAUGGUGCAGUACCUUUGCUGUUGCCUUCCAGUACCAAUGAACUUAAAAUUUUUACUUGCUGAUCAGUCCUUUGCUCCAAUCAGAAG